GGCACCCCUGGAGCACAGACGUCUGAGACGCGGACAAGCAUUUUACUAAGAUGGCAUAAACAUGGCAGCAUGGCAAAGGACAUGCUCAGAGACUCUCAGCUUUCCUUCAGGACGGCCGUCCUGCGCGUGGUGGACCUCCCUCUUUCCGUCUUUUCCUCCUUUCCCCAGGUAACGCUAAAUUCGGGCAUUAAGAAGCUGGUGGCCGCUGCUGCCCUCAGUGCCGUCUCUGUACUAUUUCUUGCCCGUCGCUUCAGGAGGAGAAAAGGAAAGAAAAAAGUAUUGAAGGAACUGGGCAAGGUUGACUUUUUUGCUGCACUUCCUCCCUUAAAAGAUGCUGGUGGGGUUCGUCCAAACCUGAGUUUGUCUUUCCACUCAAAGAGCGGACUUCCUCGUCAUGCUGUGUCUAACGGCGGCUUGCACAAUAACCGCUCGGCCUCUCUGCAGAGCCUGACCUCCGUGAAGAGCUUGAACUCAGAGUGCACUAAUGGAUCGAGCUGCUGGGACGGAACAGAAAAUGUUGAUCUCCAAAACAUUGUCACAACCCCUGAGAACCUUUUCCUGAUGGGCAUGGAGCUGUUUGAGGAGGCUUUGCAGCGCUGGGAAGAGGCUCUAAACUUUCGCAGCCGGUUGGCUGAUGACGAGGAUGAGUGUGCCUCGGUUAAAUUGGGGGCUGGAGACGCCAUCGCUGAGGAGAACUUGGAGGACAUCAUUAGUGCCGAGUUCAUCCGUAAGCUGGAGUCUCUGUUGCAGAGGGCCUAUCGGCUCCAGGAGGAGUUUGAGGGAGCGCUGGGGAUCGCUGACCCCUCUUCACACCCCAAAGCAGAGAAAAACCCAGAAUGCUUAGAGAGGGACGAUUUGGACGACUCAUGUUGGAGAGACUCGGCCAGCAUCGCCUCCAACGACUCCUUUGUGUCUGCCGCCGAGCUGUCUGAGCAGAAGAGUGCCCUGGGUUUCGGCUCUCUCUGCCGUAAUCCGUUCUACGAGGAGGCUUUGCAGUUAGCCGAGGAUGGAAAGAUCUCCUGUAGAGUUCUCCGAACUGAGAUGCUUGAAUGCUUUGGGGACACUGAUUUCCUCGCAAAGCUCCACUGCUUACGUCAAGCUUGUCAGGUCAUUCUGGAAGAAAAAGUCAAUCAGAUGUUUCUGGCCGACACCGGAAAGAAGGUCUUGUCCUCAAUCAUUGUCAAAGCGAGAAAGAGCCCCAAAAGAUUUGAGGAGGUGUUUGAGGAGAUGAUUUGCUUCCUGGAGCAGACAGAGCAUUGGGACACGACAGAGGCUGAGCUCUCCACAAGAGGCGUGAAGCAUUUAAACUUCUACGACAUCGUCCUUGACUUCAUCCUGAUGGAUUCGUUCGAAGAUCUGGAGAAUCCGCCUGUCUCCAUCCUGAAUGUCGUUAAUAACCGAUGGCUCAACAAUGCAUUCAAAGAAACCGCUGUUGCAUCAAGUUGCUGGUCUGUUUUGAAGCAGAAGAGACAACAUAUGAAGGUUCAAGACGGCUUUAUUGCACAUUUCUAUGCAGUGUGUGAACACAUCAGUCCAGCAUUAGCAUGGGGCUUCCUGGGGCCUAAAAGUUCCCUGCAUGACUUUUGCCACUUCUUCAAGGAGCAGGUUCUAAUUUUCCUAAAGGACAUAUUCGAUCUGGAGAAGGUCCGCUACUCCAGCUUGGACGCUCUGGCUGAGGAUGUUCUACACCUGCUGCGCCAACGAUCUGAGCUGCUCCUAACCUACCCAGGCACCAACUCGAUCACCCACGCUAACAGCUGCACCAACACCAUGCCACGCCUGCUGCCCGAUUCCCUGCUGGAGACUCGGGUUCAGUGAGCUGCUGCCCGUGAAUCGUUCCUUCAUCCGUCCGUGUACUGUAGUUCUACUGAGUGAGAAGAUAAUCUCCCGGCAUUCAUGAUAGAAGAGCAAGAUGAUUGUGCUUCUGUGUGCUGCUACAUUAGUGAUCCAGUGGAACUCUAUAUUUUUUUGAAUUAUUUAUUGUGUGUUUUUAUGCUUGACUGUUUUAGAACCACAAAACCUUAAAACUCUUGGUUAAAGGUUAAUGAUACACUAUAUGGUCAAAAUUACCACUAUCAUUAUCAAAACUUCAGUCUAAUAAACUAGCCCACCACCACUGUAACUCAAGUCUUGCUGGUGCCACUAGCUGGGAUGGCACAGAUACAGUGGUUUCUCUAUAGGGAACGACAGGCUGGAAUGUAUGGGGAGAAUCUUAGGCCUAGUCAAAGCUCUUCCAAGAGCAGUGGAAGAAUACGGAGAGAGUAGCGUGGUCCUCCAUACAUGUAGAUGCUGGCGAAUGGAAAGAUGUGGACGCUGGUUUUACAUGUGUUAAAGGAGGCGUGUGCUAGUUUUUCUCUCCCUUUCAGCCAGUAUGUGUGUCAGUAUGUGGCAGCCAGCAGUACCCCGCCAAUAUCCCUGCUUGCCAUUGUGCACAAAAAAUGUUGCAUAAAUGGAAAAACAGAAUGACGAAGAAUAUAUGCUAAUGCAGACUGACACUACUAUCGCUGCUUAUGGUGGUUUGAGAUGCUAUGUCAAGAUUUGUUUCCUGUAAUUUGUGGAAAACCUGUGACCUUCACCCUUUUUUUUUUUUUUUAAAUACAGGCUGGAAUUUCCUAGGAUUUUCAAAUUGGAUUUUAACUGUCUAGUUUUGGAUUAUUACAGAUUACAUAUUGGUCAGUUGACCAGUAUUCAUCUGAGUUGCCAGUUUUGAAGUGCAUUUUAGUUGGGUUGCUUCCAUACAGAAUGGGUUAUACUUCAGGGAAGCUGUAGUCUAGUGGUUAAGGUACUGGAUUAGUCAUCAGAAGGUUGCCGGUUCAGGCCCCACCACUGCCAGGUUGCAACUGUUGGGCCCUUGAGCAAGGCCCUUAACCCUCAAUUGCUUAGAUUGUAUACUGUCACAACUGUAAGUCGCUUUGGAUAAAAAGCGUCUGCUAAAUGCCUAAAAUGUAAAUGUCUGGUUAUUGGAUAAAUCCUAUUUAAUUGGCCCAUCGCAGAGAGUUUCACUCAAAACACAAUUUGCUGUGUAUGAGGGCUGAAAGGUUGGACAGGGUUUCGCCUUUUGCCACUGUAACAGUGACUUCUGCUGUCUGGCUAAGGCACCUGCACCAGUAAUAAAGACAAUACAAGGCUUUGCAUGACUCUUUGCAAGAAUCCAUUGCUGGCUGGUGUAAAGAAGCAUCCAAUAACUUCUUUGUGUCAGAGGGGAUGGGUGCUAGUCUGCAACAUGGGGGCAGUGCAAACAGCAGAGGAUUAUUGAUAGGGAAUCAGAAAUGACUGAAUUGGGAGAAAGGGGGGAAGCGAAUAUAAAAUCAUAUAUUUAUGUAAGAAGUUACACAUAUUUGUCUAACUAUUGUACUGCUACAGUGACAAUGGAAAUAAAAAGUAUUUCAUUUCACAGAA
This is a messenger RNA of Trichomycterus rosablanca, 3399 nucleotides long. It is a transcript of the gene miga1, whose product is annotated as mitoguardin 1. The record is from RefSeq and is a predicted model, not a curated record. NCBI's taxonomy places the organism in Eukaryota, Metazoa, Chordata, Actinopteri, Siluriformes, Trichomycteridae. Gene Ontology annotation, biological process: mitochondrial fusion.